This is a messenger RNA of Strongylocentrotus purpuratus (purple sea urchin), 1789 nucleotides long. Its product is annotated as G-protein coupled receptor GRL101. Gene Ontology annotation, molecular function: protein binding; G protein-coupled receptor activity. Lineage: Eukaryota; Metazoa; Echinodermata; Echinoidea; Camarodonta; Strongylocentrotidae. Bases 25 to 1566 code for a protein of 513 amino acids. The record is from RefSeq and is a predicted model, not a curated record. The transcript is spliced from 7 exons. Gene Ontology annotation, cellular component: membrane. Gene Ontology annotation, biological process: G protein-coupled receptor signaling pathway.
GAUAUCACUCGUCUUAGUUCUGGGAUGUUUGAAGGGCUUAGCAACCUCGAAGACAUGGUUUUUCAGAGCAAUUCUAUUGAAGUACUAGAGCCAUCAACAUUCAUUCAUCUAGUAUCUCUUCGUUACCUUGAUCUUCAAUCAAAUUAUAUAUCGUCCUUGCCGAAGGGAGUUUUCAAAGGUCUAACAAAUUUAGAUUCAUUACAUCUGGGUGGAAACAAGAUCGCUUCGAUUAGAAAUUCAACUUUUGUCAGCUUGACAAACCUGACAUACCUAGACCUCAGCGAUAACCCUUUAGUCGUGAUCGACGCCCAUGCCUUCAGAGGACUGUCCCGUCUAGAAACGCUGAUAAUAUCUGAAACGCAAUUGGUCAAUGUAGACGAAGGAGCAGCCUUUGGAACAGAUAACUUACUAGAAUUGACGGCAGAUGACCCCAAGCUGUGUUGCCUCUUCAAGCCAUCUGAAGAUUGCAACACACCACCGAAUCCUUUUGCGACCUGUGAGGGGUUGCUACGCAACACGUUACUGAGGACCUGCAUCUGGCUCAUCGGUAUAAGCGCUCUGGUAGGCAACAUUCUGGUAAUUGCUUGGCGUACCUACAAGCGUAGACUGGACCGCGAAAACUCCGUACAGAUGAACUUCAUCACCAACCUGGCAGUAGCCGACUUCCUCAUGGGCAUGUAUAUGAUUUUCAUCGGCAGUGCAGAUGCUUUUUUCGGUAAGGAUUACUACCUGCAGGCAGCGACAUGGCGCAACAGCUUUGCCUGUAAGUUGUCAGGUUUCGUUGCCAUGGUUUCGAGUGAAGCAUCUGUGUUUCUCCUGGUCCUGAUAAGCCUUGAUCGUUUCAUCUGCAUCGUCUUUCCCUUCGGAAAGUUCCGCUUCCGCACCCGCUCUUCUCGGAUUGCUUUAUGCUUCACGUGGCUCUUGGCUAUCCUCCUCGCCAUCAUCCCCAUCAUCAUCGGCGACCGCAUCAGCGGCUUCUAUGGUUACUCCGAUGUCUGCAUCGGGUUGCCGCUUGUCACCCCAGCAACCGGCUUCCAGGGUGUUUGGGUCGAGUCUGGUGAUGGGGAAACAUUAGACCGCCACUUUGUCUCGACCGGUAAUUCCGGCUGGGCGUAUUCCAACGCGGUCUUUAUCGGUCUAAACUUGAUCUGUUUCGUAGCAGUAUUCGUGUUCUACGUCGCCAUAUUCGUCUACGUUCGUAAGGCCGCCGUGUCGUCUGGCCGGAAGACGGAGCGCAAGAGUGAAAUCAGGAUGGCUAUGAAAAUGGCGGUCAUUGUUGGGACGGAUUUCCUGUGCUGGAUGCCGGUGAUCAUCAUGGGCAUCCUCUCCCAGAGCGGGUCUGCCGUCAUCCCCGUGGUGACGUAUGUCUGGACCAUCGUCUUUGUUCUCCCAAUCAACUCCUCCCUCAACCCUUACCUCUACACCAUCUCCACCAUCAUCCAACAGGGCGGGUCCCGGAAGUCCUCAAUCGGAUCGCAUCGCCACUCGGCCAUCUCGCAGCGGACAAGCCUUUCAGGAGGGAACAGCCAAGCACAGGAAUGUUUGAAGUCGACUACGCAACAAUGAUCAGUGGAAUAGGCCCAUGCAACAUUGAUUUUUUUUCUAAAUCUUUCAUUCUUCUUUUAGCUGCAUAUACCUCAUAAAUCAAGUGAUGCAAAUCAUUCCGUUGAACCUGAAGGAAAAUGGGAGUAUUCUCAAUGUUAUUUUAAAGCCAGUUGAUAUAAUUAUACAUAAAUAUGGUUUCGGAUUUUCUAUUUUUUGCUCAUUUUUCUCUCUCCCCCUUCUCUCU